Molecule: messenger RNA, 5782 nt
Organism: Chlorocebus sabaeus (green monkey)
Lineage: Eukaryota; Metazoa; Chordata; Mammalia; Primates; Cercopithecidae
Source: RefSeq, a predicted model, not a curated record
UUAAAACAAAUGAUGUAGCACAAAAAGAACUUGAAAUAGUAAACUAAACUGUGACAGUUUAGAUCAAAAACAUGAGAAAUUACUUUUUAUUUGCACUUAUGCUUGCAUUUAUGCUUAAUUACCUUUAUUCAUUUGGGAACAUGUAGGAAAUGAUGUGGUGGUAACUUGCUGGGUGGUGACUAGGACAGUAUUUACUGUCCUAGGGAUGGUGAGAUCCAGUGCACCAGAAUUGUCAGCACCUCACCAUGUUCCCUGCUGUCCUUUCUCUCUGUGACUAAGAUUCCUGAGAGAGGAAAGGAAGGGGAGGGGAGGGGAGGGGAGGGGAGGAGGGGGAAAAGAGGGGAGGGGAGGGGAAGGAAACAGGAGGGAGGAAACAGAGCAACUCACCAUUGCACCUCCCAUGCUGGUCAGAAAAUCUAUUUAUGGUGGGCCUACUGUGUGUUGCUUGGAGACUGCAUGACAUGUUCAUACCUGCCCUCAAGAUGCCAUCAAUAGGGGAGCCAGAUAAGUUAGCAAUAAUUAGCAUGCAUGAGCUGCUAUUCUCUGCUUUAGAGGCUGCUCCUCUUACUUGGUAUCUACUUGUAAGGAAAAUGAUCCAUCUCUAAAGAUUUCUAUUUACUGAAAGAAAACAGAACAUGAUGGACUGUUCUGGUACACAGCUUCUUUUAAGUUAUGGAAAGAUGUUCAUGAUAGACUGUGUUCAGUGAAAAAAUGGUAUGCCAUGCAUGCUCGAAGUUGUGAAAAAUAUACACUUUAGGAAAGGGUUAUAUCAAAAUGUCACAGUGUUUGGUUGUCUCUGAGUGAUGAUGAGUCUUAAUGAUACAGGAAGUAGAAUAAAAUUAUUUGAUGGAUAGUGAGCAUAAAAGAAUACUUGGCAGAGCUUCCCUUUAGCAAGAGAGCCAAAUAAAUUUUUUUCUUACUAACAAAGAUCGGCCUGAAAAAUGGAGCUGUAAACAUAGAUAAGCAGGCUGAAAGCUUGGAAGGGUGAAUGCUGGCAGCUGUGCCAAUAGAAAAGGGCUGUGAGCCAGGCAUGUCCAACAUGGAGGUUCCAUUUUUGUUGUUGUUGUUGUUACUACAUGUACAGUAAAGAAAUAGGCAAUAUGGUGCAGCUCAGGAAGAAGACCUGCUUACAUAAUAUAAGAUUAGGGUGGGAGUGGACACAAAUUUUCACCCUAUGCAAAUUUUCCAUUAUCCAUGUAAAUGACAUAUCUCUAACCAAUUUUUCAUGCUCGAUGCAAAUGACAUACCUGGUCCAACCAAUCUUUCACGCCCUAUGUAAAUCAAACACCGCCCCCCUCAUCAGGCAUCUAUAAAAUCCCCUGCAUUUCACUGUGGAUCCUGCAGCCCAUUUGGGACCUCUCUCUCUGCAGCGGAGGGAGCUUGUCUCUUUCUUCCACCUAUUAGACUUCUGCUCUUAACCUCACUCUUGUGUGUCCAUAUCCUAGUUUUUUAUGGCCAUUAGACAACAAAUCUCAGGUAUCACCCCAGAAGAACAAGGUUGCUUCAUUAGGUUCCUGGAAAAUGACACUGAACCCCUGUCCUGGGGAAGACAGAGAGGAUGGCCAUCCAAGGUCAUGGAUUCAUUCCUAGCUUCUCUUCUAUUUACCAUAAAAACAAGACUAGCUGAUAUUACUGAGCACUAUGAGCCAAGCAUGGUUGCUAAGCAAAUUACAUAAUAACUCAUUUAAUUCUCCCUUAGCAACUCCGGUAGGCCUAGCUGAUUCCAGUGCUUGUUUUCCAUUGUUUCUCCAAGUGUGGCAGCAUUUAGGAGAAUUGUUUUCUUUCUUUUUAGGUUUGAAUACUGUUUUUUAUCUAUGAAAGAGGAUACUCUGAUUUCUCCUAAAUGAUUGAUACAUUUAAACAUUGUUGCAAUAUCCAGUUAUUUCUUUUCACUGGAAGGAAAGGAGGCAUGCAGUUUUAUUUCUGUCAGCAUGCUCAGGGCCACAAAGGUGUGGACACCUAGGAGCCAGGGUCAUUUUCUGAGGACAAUGAGAGUCAUCGAAAGGCACAAGCAGGUGAGGGACAGAUUGGGGUGCUGGUUUGAAAGCGCAACAUGGAGCUUCCUAAGGUGCAGGCAGCUUGGAGGCAGAGAGGCAAGUGAGAGGCAGGAGUAGCAGCCCAGGCUGUCACCGAGGAGGGGACAAUGUAGCAAAAAUGGAGAAAUGCACAUGGGUCUGAAAGGUUUAGAUAAAUGUGGAUUUCAGCACCUCCUCUCCCACACCCCACUUAUCAGCUGUGAACCUGGGACAAGGCACUCCUUUCUGUGUCUUUAUGACUUAGCUGAGGUGACCACUAAAUAGGAAAAGUGUCUGACUGGUGACACAUAAUAAGUAGCUGCAAGUGGUAGCUUUCUUCCCUAUUCACUUGAAGCAGAAAUUGGUGACCAGUUUUUCCCUCUGAGUUGUCCAGCUGGCACCAGAGAAAUUCUGAGGCUGCUUAUUCAGACAGGACCACCAUGCCUGGGCAGCAUGGCAAAUCUGAUCCUUGGACCAGUUUGGAAAAGGUUGGGAAGGAGACAGAGUCAGAAAAACUGGGCCAGAUGCCUGUAUUCCAAUUUAUACCCAGGCCUAGGCCCCUCUGGUUCUGGCUGUGCUGUGCCUGUCUGGGUCCUGAGCCAAGUCAUACUUGGUCCUUACCCCUGGAAGGUCACCAUAGACCAAGGAAAACUCACCAAUACAGCCACUGGGUAAUGCCAGAGAAUACGCAAGCCAUCUUCUCAUGCCGAGGCCUUAUUAAACCCCAGUGGCUACCCUGGGAGAGAGGUGCCAUUGUCUCCAUUUUAAAGAUAAGGAAACUGCAGCUUACAGAGAGAUAUGGCCAGAGUUGUCCAGCCUGGGAGUGGCUGAGGCAGAACUGAAGUCAUAACUUGCCCAGCUGCAAGGCUUGAGUUUUCAGCCUUGCUCAGAAGACAUCAUCCUGCCCAGGUCUGGAUGCAACCUCACCCACCUGUGACUCAUUUCUGGGACAACCGGAAGGAACAGGAGGUUCUAUUUUGAGCAAGGGGGAGCCCAUGCCAAGCACAGCUACCCGCCCCUGCAGAAAUGAGUGGGGCUGAAAGCUUCAUGGUUUCCAGCUUUUCAUAUCUACCCUGAGCCAACAAAGGCUUGUGGCUGUUGGCACACAGGUAAAUUGUCCAACCUCCAGAUGGAGCAGAGCAAUGGUGAAGGAAGCUUGCUGGUUCUUGUCUCAGCUCAGCCACUUCUGAGCUCUGUAGUCUUGCACCAGCCUUUGCCCCAUCACUGAGACUGUUUUCUGCCUUACAAUGGGGACACUGAUACAAAGCACACACACAAUGUGGAUGAAAAGAGAUAACGGGUAAAAUGACCUCACCUGCCAGGGAGUCCACGCUCAGAGAACUCUCAUGCUCUUGGGUGGAAUAUUUCCUCAGAGAAAUAGAGCUUGGAGGUCAGGGACAUGGGCCCUGCCACUGACCUGCUCUGUGACUCUGAGACAGUGGCUUCCUCUCUCUGAGUUCGGAUCCACACUGGGCAGGCUGCUCUGAUCUCCUGUGUCCCUAUGAUGGGAAGGGAGUUGGUCCUCCCCAGCUUGUCAGGGAACCGUUGGCCAUGGCUGAGGGCAAUCUGGCCCCAGUGCCCUGGCUUAUUGGAACAGCAGUAAAAGGCAAACACAAAACCCAGACCGCAGGUGACCAGGGAACCUGCUCUCCUUGAGUCACAAGGAUAUGUUGUGAUUGAACCUGUGACUCUGUCCACAUGCUGCUCCUCUGCAGGGAUGCUGCUGUUCACUCCUACUCUACUGAGACAGGCAGAUAUCCUCGCAUGGGAGAAUUCUCUCUCUUUCUCUCUCUCUCUCUCUCUCUCUCUCUCUCUCUCUCUCUCUCUCACACACACACACACACACACACACACACACACACCCCUAACCUACUUCCUCCAGGCUCGUAAACCACCUGUCCACAAAAGCUGCCUUCAGCAGCCCCUUAGCCUGUGAGCUGCCCUCAUCCCCCUCACAGCCCUGAGUGAGGGUGCGCAGCCUCCUUGGGCAAGAGGAUGGAGGCUCUGGGAGACUGCGUCGCACAUCUCCAGUCCCCAGAGCGGGACCUCUCACCUGUUGGGGCAGUGACCCGGGUCUGAAGCACCUCAGUGCUGCUCAUGAUUGCAGAGGAUGUCCUCACCAGAUAGGGGGUCCUGGAGGGCCUGGGGAUUGGUUUCUGACUGCCAGCAAAAGAAGCCGACAUCGAGGCAGCAGGCGACAAACACGGAGGCAACUGACUUACCCGACUUUAACCCUCAGGUUUUUUAAAUAAAAUGCAAAUGUAGGGGCUUGGGCUCAGGACUCCUGGAGCCCCGUGGGGCUGAGCGUGGAUGGUGUUCGGUGUCCGGCUUCACUCCCAAACCGCACCUGGAGCGUUUGCCGGGCGGAGGGGCCCCAGGGGGACGGUUCCCGAACAAACCCAGGCGGCUUCGGUCAGCAGCAGCCCUGCUGCUUUUCCACAGCGCGGGGACCCCCAUCCCCGCCAGCCCCAUCGCACUGUCCCUCUCAGGUCAGAGGAGCCCGUGGAGGACUGCGUGGCAUCAGGACCUGCCAGGAGCCAGGGCGACCUAGAAGAAUCCGGGAACCUGGCGUCCAGCGAGGACGCAGCCCCCGGAGAGGAGAGGCCACCCCAGCAGGAGGGCUGCCGCCUCCAGCAGGUGAGCUCAGCCCGGGCGUCCCCUCCGCAACAAGGCCCGGAUCCCUGCCUGGCUCCUGGAGCCCGGACUGUGCCUUCCGCAAAAGGGCUGCGCUCCAGAAAGUGGCCCCCACCGUGCCCUUCCCGGCAGCAUGGAGUCGACAGUGGCAGCGUUUCUAUCCCGCUCUGCGGGGCUGGGUGUGAAGGGGACUGUCCCAUCCCGCUCCGGGAGCGCACCUUUCUCUCCGCAGACUUUGCUGAAGAGGCGGCCCCCUGGUCAGGGGCAGAAAACAGAUCCAGGCCGCCCCAAUCCUGCUGGGUGGUGGAGAAAGAGGGCGGGCAGGUGCUAAGUGCUACUGUGAAACUAAAAAUCAUCAUAAUGAAGAGAGAAUGGGUUUCGUAUCUCUUAAUUCUCACCAUCAAUAGGGUAUUCAUGGGCCCAUUUGACAGAGGAGGAAGCCAUCUGGAGAAGUUCCCUUCCUUGAGAGCCAGGCCGUUCCCUGUCCAGCCCCGUGUCACCUGCUUCCCUUACAGCUCGCCCUCUCCCCCUCUCAUCUUCAUAACACGCUUGCCCAUGGGGGCAGGGAUUUGUGCUCACAGGUGUUGAGCAGCCUGUGCGAGGCCACAGAGCUCACGGGAGGAAGGACCCCCAUAGUGACAGGGACAGCUGAGGAGGGAGCGCCCUCCUCUGGCUGGAGGGUGGGGUAGCAGCAGCUGCCAGGCUUCAGGGAAUGGGGUGAAAUGAGGGCCGUAGGGGCUCCCCAGGUGGAAGCACAGGUCUGGCAGAGGUUCCCAGGUGUCAGGAGUUUGAGUGAGCGUCAGGGAGGUGUGUGAGGAAGGUGGAGAUAGGUCCCACUCGGGCAGGUCCUGCCUGAGUGCCAGCAUUGGGGCUGGAACUUAACAGGGAUGGGGGAAUUUUCUGCCUGCCCUGGGGCUGGGGUUAUGCCCUCAUGGCAGGUAGUGCUUCCUGCUUCCCCCACCAGGAUGCAAGUUCUGGAGUCGCACACAGUGAGGAACCAGUGACCCACCCGACCACCCCUCUGAAAUGGGUCAAGGGGAACCCUGGGGCAGGACACCCUGCUGAGAGUCAGAGCCCUGAACUAUCAAGAAAAAAAAAAGAAGAAGAAGAAGCAGGCACGGUGGCUCAUGCUU